AUGCAUUUCACGGAUGCCAGAAAAAGCCGCCGAGCAGUCGCGACGACUGUUUUGGCCGGCAUCCUUCUAACGAGUCCCGCCUGGGCUGCACCAUACGUUGCGCAAAGUGACCCGUUCAAGGUGCUCGAUCCGCAGAAUUGGGUGAACCCAGACAACAUGACCUGGGAUGACUACAAGCAACCACCCAAUACAUCCUGGAAUGAUCCGACCCGCAAGGGCCUAAAUCGGAACUUCAACAUCGCGCUCGUUGCCGUGGAUUAUCCAGACGAGCCUUUCGUCAUCACUCUACCGCCUAAUUCGACCGUAUUCGGUAACCCACUACCAAUUGUAUCCGGACUCAAUCGUUCGGAGGUCCCAGCUUUCUAUCGCGACCUUCUCAAUAAACCUAGCGACCUCAAUCACAACCAUACUCUUCAUGAAUAUUGGAUGGAAGAUUCCGGUGGCCGCUUUGGCGUGGAUUUAACCGCUUUCGGAGCUUACCGAUUACCUAGCCGUUCAUAUCAAUACGGCGUGGAUGACGAAAAAGGUGGAUUCAACGAGGGAGCUUGCCCCUCAGAAGGGCCAUGUUCGAUUGACCUGCGCACUGAUGCUUUGGGAGCCUGGCGUGCUGACGUAGGUAACGAAACUGCGAAUUCUUUCGAACUGGUGUUCAUCCUCUCCGCUGGCCAGGACGAGUCGUCCACAUGGCAGGAAUUCGGAGAAAUGAAAUUUCAGACAGCGGAUGACGUUCCGGAUGAAUUUGGACCUCCGAAUAAUGAUACACUGCCUAAUUACGCUCAAACGAGAUAUGUGAAUUGGACUUCUUGGGCAUCAGCUAGCACCAUCUGGCCGAAUGCUGGCGGUGGUUCGUCUACACAGGCAGAAAGUUCGGGUAUGUCAACUUACGCUCAUGAGUUGACGCAUUUGCUCGGUAUUGGGGAUAACUACAACAACCCGUAUGGCGACCCGCCGCGUCGCGCAUAUACGGGCCCAUGGUCUAUGUUAUCCAGAGGUAGUUUCAACGGUCCAGGCGGUCCGCACACGCGUUGGCAGAUCCCUGCAACACAAGGAGGAUCUCUUGGUUCUUUGCACACGAUGGGCGAUAAGAUGCGCAUAGGCCUAGUCGAUAACUCCAGCGUACUCAUGGUAUCCCGCGAAGCACUCGCGAGUUCUGGACCCGUCGUAGUUGAGAUUACUGCGCGAUGCAUCAAUCCCGAUGAAACGGAGUUAAUGGGCGUGCACGUCAUUCUCGGCGACGACCUCUCACCCUUCUGUAACGCAAGCACCGACGCGCUCUGUGAUGGCGGCGGGUACAAUAAUUACGAUAUCGAAGUAAUCGACCGCAUGGGCGCCGAUUCAUUCACACCAGACUCAGGUGUUAUGAUCAGCAAGACGAAAGAUCAAGACAACGCACCCUUCCAGUGGACCAUUGACGCCAAUCCACAGGACAUCGAUGUUGUUGAUUUUUACAGGCCCGAUGGAUCCCCGUCUGUGCUAACAAUCGGUGAUUAUCGACAACUUGCUGAUGCGUUAUUCCACGCCGGUACGCGUUCCGGAAGUGAAUUUGAAUACGUCGAUGAGCCGAACCGGCUGCACUUCUACAUCCUCGAAAUCCGGCGCGACGACGCUGGUGUCCUACACUACACGGUGGGCGUACGCUCGCUCGAUGGUAGUGGGUCGAAUACCUACGGCGUCAAGCUUAGUGCGGGUGAAGUUGCGGAGGGCACGCAAGCUCGAGCCGCUGCUAAUAACGGAGUAACAUGCGCGUUCCACUUGACGAACUCAGGGACUUAUGUGGAAAGGAGUACCGCACAUCCGCAGGACUUGUCGAAAUAUUUGACUUCGGAUAUAUAUAGACUCAGCGCAGAGGUUGAUGGCGAAGGUUGGCAAGUCGAGCUGCCCAAUGCGCUGGCUACAACGGAGUUCAAUACGUGGACUACAGUUAAUGUUGCCGUCGGCGCAGCCGCUAAUGCUGCCAGCAAUGCGGUUGUGAAGCUGACUGCUACGUCCGAGUCUAAUCCCUCGGUCGCUCAUUUCACGAAGCUCGUUUGUCUUUUCGACGUUUCACAUGUCAAUACUCAUAUUCCAACAACAGCAACGAUGUUUGGCUCAGGCAACAAAUUCGACCCCAACACCGACAUUCCCGAUCUAAGCGACCGGGUCUGCGUCGUCACAGGCGGCAGCGCAGGCAUCGGCUUCGGUAUCUCGGCGCACAUCUUACAGCACAAUGCUUCAAAGCUGUACCUCCUCGGCAAGAAAGAGGAACACCUAGCCGAAGCCCAAGAAAAACUUAAAGAGUACGGCGACGUGUCGCGCGUCGAGUUCAUACAAUGCGAGCUUGAGGAUCUAAACCACACGGAUGAAGUGGCGAAAAAACUAGCAUCGAAACUAGACCGUCUGGAUGCACUUGUUCUAAAUGCGGGUCUCGGCGUGGGGAAGUAUGGCGAGACGCGCGAUGGGAUCGAGAGCCACAUGCAAGUCAACGUAAUCGCACAGCACCACCUCGCUCGCGUGCUCCUGCCGAAGCUUAUUGCUACGCGCGAUAGUCGUUUAUGUAUGCAAUCAUCCGAGUUGCAUCGCAUGGGGACCGACGGUGUUGAGUUCGCGAACGUAGCGGAGCUUAACCAAGACAUCGGGGCGCAUGGGCUAUACAGUCGCUCAAAGCUUGCGCAGAUACUUUUGUGUAAGGCACUUUACCGCCGCAAGAUGCGCGGAGAGCUCGGUCUAGUGCCGGGAAUGUCGCCGUGGAUUAACGCUACGCACCCGGGUGGCGUGGAUACGGAUCAGCUGAACCAGGCUAAGGAUGCGUAUGGAACGGUACGUGCGCUACUGGUUGAGGCCGGGAGACAUCUCAUGAAGGAUCCUGUGGACUCGGGAUGUCGACCGAUGCUGUUCGCCGCGACGAGCGAUGCGGUGGUGCAGGAGAAGAUUGAUGGGCAGUAUAUUGUACCGGAUCGUAAGGUCUCGGAUGAAAGGUGCUGGAAGUUGGUGGAAGGCAUAUUAAAGGAGAAGUUGGGGACCUUACCCUGUGAGUCUAAUUAG
This is a messenger RNA of Hypoxylon trugodes, 3021 nucleotides long. RefSeq lists its product as uncharacterized. Gene Ontology annotation, biological process: proteolysis. The transcript has 3 exons. Lineage: Eukaryota; Fungi; Ascomycota; Sordariomycetes; Xylariales; Hypoxylaceae. Bases 1 to 3021 code for a protein of 1006 amino acids. The record is from RefSeq and is a predicted model, not a curated record. Gene Ontology annotation, molecular function: peptidase activity.